CGAUUAAUUUUGAAAGUUUACUUGUUCUAAUCAAAUACGUAAAUAGGUUUCCUUAUUUACGUAAAUCUUGAAUACACUUGCAGUUUUACAGAGAAAGGGCGCUCGUAUUCCCAAACUUAUUCAAGUUAUAUAUUCAUAUAAAUAUGAACGACGACAGCAAAUCUACGAAACCGUUUAAACAAAGAAAAAGCUUUGCAAGUCGAAGGGAUGAAGUAGCAGGAAUUAGAGCAAAAUUUCCUUCAAAAAUUCCAGUGAUUGUCGAGCGUUAUCACAAAGAAAAAGCCCUACCGAUGCUUGAUAAAACUAAGUUUCUUGUGCCACAAGAAUUAACCAUGAGUCAAUUUGUCACAAUUAUUAGGAACCGAAUGUCUCUGGCUCCUACCCAAUCCUUCUAUUUGAUAGUUAACAAUAAAAGUUUAGCUAGCAUGUCUACAACUUUACAGGAGGUUUACAAAGAUGAGAAAGACGAAGAUGGAUUUCUUUACAUGACUUAUGCAUCUCAAGAAAUGUUUGGUUUUUAAAUCUUUUUUUUUUUUUUUCUUUAAUUUUUUUGCUCUUACAAAAAUUAAAAUUCAUACUAUCAACAUGUUGUUCAACAGCUGUUUACACGCCAGCAUGCCAUUAGAGGCGUUAGUGGCGUUAGAUCAAUCAAUUGACUGUAGUAAUAAAAUUUGAUAAUUUAUUUGUUGUCUUUAUUUGUCUUUAUAUAUUUGGAUUUGUUUUAUAGUUUUUUUUUAAGGAAUUUUUUUUUUAAAUUUGUAAUGCAUUUCCACGUUUGAUAUCAUUUUUUGAACUUGAAAUUUUAUUUGGUUUGUGUGAGAUUAUUGCUUUACCUGGUUUAACAUUAGCUUUUUUAAAUUUAAAAGUAAAACAUUUCUUUAAUAGAAAUAUCUUUUUCAUGUGAGCAUUUUUCAUAUAUAUUUUUUAUUAAAAUGACGACUGUAUUAACCAUUAAAAAAAAAAAAGUGGAAUGAUUUUAA
Molecule: messenger RNA, 980 nt
Organism: Hydra vulgaris (swiftwater hydra)
Lineage: Eukaryota; Metazoa; Cnidaria; Hydrozoa; Anthoathecata; Hydridae
Product: microtubule-associated proteins 1A/1B light chain 3C
Biological process (GO): macroautophagy; autophagy of mitochondrion; autophagosome assembly
Cellular component (GO): cytosol; autophagosome; autophagosome membrane
Molecular function (GO): ubiquitin protein ligase binding
Source: RefSeq, a predicted model, not a curated record